Onychostoma macrolepis is the source of this 5946-nucleotide messenger RNA. It is a transcript of the gene gak, whose product is annotated as cyclin G associated kinase. NCBI's taxonomy places the organism in Eukaryota, Metazoa, Chordata, Actinopteri, Cypriniformes, Cyprinidae. Gene Ontology annotation, cellular component: cytoplasm. Bases 217 to 4071 code for a protein of 1284 amino acids. Gene Ontology annotation, biological process: positive regulation of Notch signaling pathway; regulation of clathrin-dependent endocytosis; protein phosphorylation. The record is from RefSeq and is a predicted model, not a curated record. Gene Ontology annotation, molecular function: ATP binding; AP-2 adaptor complex binding; protein serine/threonine kinase activity. The transcript has 28 exons.
ACGUCAGCGCCCCACGUCAGCACCUUGCGGAAAUACCGCUGCGCGAGAGCAGGUCGAUCGGAACCAGUACUCGAGAUGUUUUCAUCUUAGAAAAGAGAGUUUCAAAUCCAAAUUAACGCUCUGUUAUCUAGUUACGCCACUAGCUGAGUUAGUGCACUUAUUCUCCCAUCCGGUGCCGGUUCCGGUUAACAGGCGCAACAGAAAUAGAGGGACAAAAUGUCCCUGUUCCAGUCAGCGCUCGAUUUCCUGGCCGGGCCCGGCGGAUCCGCCGCCGCCAGCCGGGAUCAGAACGACUUCGUCGGGCAGGUGGUGGAGCUCGGAGAGCUGAAGCUCCGGAUCAAACGAGUCAUCGCGGAAGGUGGCUUUGCGUUUGUGUAUGAAGCCCAGGAUUUGGGGAGCAGCAAGGACUUUGCGCUCAAGAGACUUCUCUCCAAUGAAGAGGAGAAGAACAAAGCCAUCAUUCAGGAAGUCUGCUUCAUGAAAAAGCUGUCUGGUCACCCCAAUAUUGUGCAGUUCUGCUCCGCUGCGUCCAUCAGUAAAGAAGAGUCGGACACGGGCCAGGCUGAGUUCCUCAUCCUCACAGAGCUGUGUAGAGGCCAGCUGGUUGAUUUUGUGAAGAAGGUGGAACAGAAAGGACCCAUGUCAUGUGACACAGUGCUGAAGAUCUUUUACCAGUCAUGUCGUGCUGUGCAGCACAUGCACAAACAGUCUCCACCAGUCAUACACCGCGACCUGAAGAUUGAGAAUUUAUUGAUCAGUCAUCAGGGCACUAUAAAGCUGUGUGACUUUGGCAGCGCCACCAUCGUGGCACAUUACCCAGACUACAGCUGGUCUGCUCACAAGAGAUCUAUGGUGGAAGACGAGAUUACUAGAAACACGACUCCAGCAUACAGGACACCAGAGAUGAUUGACCUCUAUUCCAACUACCCAAUAAAUGAGAAACAAGACAUAUGGGCUCUGGGCUGCAUCCUGUACCUGCUCUGUUUUAAGCAGCACCCAUUUGAAGAGGGAGCCAAACUCCAGAUAGUAAAUGGCAAAUACAACAUUCCUCAGAAUGACACCAAGUACACAGUCUUUCACCAACUCAUCCGAUCAAUGUUGAAGAUCAACCCAGAUGAGCGACUGUCAAUCAACGAGCUUGUCAGCCAACUGCAGGAGAUCGCUGCAGCCAGAAAUGUCAACCCAAAAUCACCCAUUACUGAGCUCCUGGAGCAGAACGGAGGGUUUGGGAACAACAGCGCGCAGCUUCCCUCACAGAUCAACAACAUACACAAUGCUGGUGUGUACGAGACAGACCCGGCCAUGGGUGGAGGCUUCCUGGAUAUUCUUAAAGGAGGAACCGAAAGAUUCCUCACCAACAUCAAAGACACUUCCUCCAAAGUCAUCCAGUCGGUGGCCAGUUAUGCUAAAGGAGACCUGGACCUGUCCUACAUCACCACCAGAGUAGCAGUCAUGUCUUUCCCAGCUGAAGGUGUUGAAUCUGCCAUUAAGAAUAACAUUGAGGAUGUGCGUCUGUUCCUGGAUUCUCGACACGCGGGUCAUUAUGCAGUGUACAACCUCUCCAAACGCUCCUACAGACCGGCCAGGUUUCACAACAGGGUAUCAGAGUGUGGCUGGCAACCUAGACGAGCUCCUACACUGAAGAACUUGUACAGUAUAUGUAAAAACAUGCACCAGUGGCUCAAACAGGACCAGAGGAACAUCUGCAUCGUACAUUGUCUGGAUGGACGGGCAGCGUCGGCUGUGGUGGUUUGUGCGUUCCUCUGUUUCUGUCGUCUGUUCUCUACAGCUGAGGCUGCAGUUUACAUGUUCAGUAUGAAGCGAUGCCCACCGGGCAUCUCGCCCUCACACAAACGGUAUAUUGAGUACAUGUGUGAUAUGAUGGCAGAUGAGCCCAUAAUUCCCCACAGCAAGCCUAUAACCAUCCGCUCCGUCGCCAUGACUCCCGUGCCACUCUUUAAUAAGCAGAGAAACGGCUGUCGGCCGUUCUGUGAGGUUUACGUCGGUGACGAGCGCGUCGCAACCACUUCACAGGAAUAUGACAGAAUGAAGGAUUUUAAGAUGGAGGACGGGCGAGGGGAGAUUCCUCUGAAUAUAACUGUGCAGGGAGACGUGCUCAUAGUGAUUUAUCAUGCACGCUCUACGCUGGGCGGACGUCUGCAGGCCAAAAUGGCUUCCAUGAAGAUGUUCCAGAUUCAGUUCCAUUCUGGGUUUGUGCCCAGAAAUGCCUCCACCGUCAAAUUUGCAAAGUAUGAUCUCGAUGCUUGCGACAUCCAGGAGAAAUACCCCGACCUCUUCCAGGUGCAUGUAAAUGUGGAGGUGGAGCCUCAGGAUCGCCCUAGCAACAAGACUCCGCCUUGGGAAAACUUUGCCACAAAAGGACUCAAUCCCAAAAUCCUCUUCUCCAGCCGAGAUGAACAGCAAGAGAUCCUGACAAAAUUUGGUAAACCAGAGCUUCCACGUCAGCCUGGUUCCACAGCCUGUUACACCUCUGAACCGGCCCAGCCAGAGCUUUCGCCUGAAGGGCCACAGACCGACCCAGAUUCCCUUUCUCCUCAAAGCACCGACACCAACGCCAACAACUUCUUCCAGACGCUCGACUGGGAAGAUGGCAGUCGGCAGUUCGAUCGUUCUGACAGCCAAUUGGAGGACCAGGAUGAUUUGAGUGGCGGCUCGGAGGAGGAAUCAGUGUCUUACUCCGCCCCCGUUGAUGGGACUCUGUCACGUGACACUAGUGAACCGCUCUUCGAGGCAGACUUCACAACCACACCACCUGACCCUCAGCUUGACACUGAGGACCUGCUCGGCCUGAACUCUGACCCCUGUCCUCCAGCCCCCAACACUCAGCCGGGCAUUGCUAAUGAGACGGGUUUGAAAAAUUCUGCCAGUAACAGCGAUUUACUGAACGACCUGUUUGCCCCUUCACCCAGUGCUGUGCCUUCAGCUAAUGCAGAGGACCUGAUGGGAGAAAGUGCAGGAGAAGAUAUCUUCUUCUCCAACACAUCCAGCCAACCGGCACCAACCGCUAAUAAAGACUUCUUUGACCCCUUCGGUGUGGCGUCAGCCUCUUCAGGCUCCGAUCUGUUCAGUGACCUCCUGGGGUCAGACAGUGCGAAUAGCGGCUUCAAAGCUCCAGCUCCUGCAUCCAACUCCAGCCUCUUCAACCUCAAUAAGUUAGCAAGCGAUACUCCGAAGAUGACCUCGUCGGCGAGUCAGCCUGAUCUGUUAGGUGGCUGGGAAAACUGGAGCGCAGGAGGAACCAGCACGACUACUAACAUGACCACUGCUGCCAGCAAACCCACGAUGAAUGCCUCAGGAGUCUCCUCUUUCUCCAAGGCCAAAUCUCAAAGCUUUGACCCCUUCGCAGAUCUGGGCAACCUGGCCUCAACACUACCUGGUUCGUCCAGUGCUUGUUUUAAAACGGCGCCCUCUGCAGGAAUCCCUAAGAACUCAGGUCAGCAGUGGCAGCAGACUCCUCGGCCCUCCUCUGGCCCCAGCAAACCCUGGAUGCCUCUAAACUCAGCUCCUAGACCGCAAGCCCAGCCCUCCAAACCUGCUGCCCAACCACUUAAACCAAACUACAACCCUAGUUUCAGUGUGAUCGGUGGACGAGAAGAGAGGGGGAUCCGUGGGCCAGGCUUUGGCCCAAAGCCCAAAGUGAAACGAGAUGACUUUGAGGAUCUAUUAUCAACUCAGGGUUUUGGCUCCAAAUCAGACAGGAAGAUGCCCAGAACUAUUGCUGAGAUGAGGAAGCAGGAGCUGUCUAAAGACAUGGACCCUCUCAAACUUCAGAUCUUGGAUUGGAUCGAGGGGAAGGAGAGGAACAUCAGAGCGCUGCUCUCCACGCUGCACACGGUCCUGUGGGAGGGAGAGACCCGCUGGAAACCCAUCAACAUGGCAGAUCUGGUCACACCUGAUCAGGUGAAGAAGGUCUACAGGAAGGCUGUGCUUGUUGUGCACCCAGACAAGGCUACAGGUCAGCCGUACGAGCAGUACGCUAAAAUGAUCUUCAUGGAGCUGAGCGAUGCCUGGUCCGAGUUUGAGAACCAAGGAGCCAAAGCCUUGUUCUGAGCGUGUUCAGUGAGCGUCUGCCAGGAGCCUGAGGCACAGUGCUCGCUCGCUCUCUCCAUACACACAGACACACGGCUCUGAGAGAGUCUGACAGUGAGACAGACCAAUCAGAGAAGGAAAACAGACCUCUUUCUGCUUGAGGAACAGUCUAACCUUUUCCUGAACUCUGGAGUGAAACCUGUGGCGCUGGAUCUCUCCUUCUUCAAAAGGGGAACAUGCUAGCAUCCUUUUGGCAUUUGUAGAUGAUUAAAAACCAUGCGCCACACACACCCAACACCUGAGACUACAGUCUGUGUCUUGCACUUCAAAAGAGCUCCAAAACAGAUGGUUUCUGGGAUGAAGACGAAAUGAUUAUCGCUGACCUUUUUCAUGUCAUUCUAUGCAUCACACUAUUGUUUUCACUUUUUGUUUUUCAAUCAGUGUGGCUUGUCACUUACUGAUGUAAAUAAUCACUCGACUCGUGUGUGUGUGUGUGUGUGUGUGUGUGUGUGUUUGAGGGGUGGAUCAUGUUUAUAUGAAGCUAAAGCAGAGGGUUUUGACUUCUGUGCUCCACAAUGUGAAGGCUUCUGAUCACUUUCACUUCAGUUUUGUCAUGUUUUCACUGAUCUCUAGUGUUAAUUCUCUCCAGGCACCUCGUGGGAAGGUGUGUUUGUGUAUUUGUGGGUUCAGGGCUCAAUUUCUGCAGUCCAAAGGGUAUUUCAGUGACCGAAAACAAACUUAACAUCAACAAAAAGUGUGAGCUUUCCAUAUAUAUAUAUAAUUUUUUUUUUUUUUUUUUAUCUCAAGGACCAAUCAGAAAUGUCUGUCUUAUUUAUUGUUCUGAAAGCUGUACAUGGCUAAUUGAUGGAUAUAAAAAGGACUAAAAUAACAAAUUUAUUGUAAACGAUGGAACAAACAUGCUAAGCAUUUUGCAAAACUAAAUCAUUCCAAAGCAUCUACUAAUAUGAAUGUGCUUUUUAAGAUUAUUGCUGGAAUGUAACUUUUUUUUUUUUUUGUAUCAUUAUCCUAUUUUCCAUAAUAUUUUAUUUUUUGUUUCCAUAAUCUCUUAAUAAUGACACUAGAAAGUUUGCACCAAUCCCUCGGGACAUCAGGCCAAAUUCAGUGUCCAAUUGAAAAAAAAAAAAGUCUGAUAAAACUUUAUAGACAAUGAAGUGAGGGCGGAAAUUAGUGCUGUUUUUAUAUAUAGACCUAUAGUUUGAAAUAUUCCAUCUUAAAAAAAAUGUAAAAUCAAGGACUGUAAGAAAAUGUUGAUUCGUAAAGACUUGGCGAGUCAAGUUCUGUAACCUGCUGUAUUAUCUGCCAUUAUUCAUGUAUGACGCUUGGAGGCGAUACAGUCUGACUAAACAAACCAAAAAAACAGAUCCUUCAUUUGUUACCGGUUUCUGCUGUUAAAGGGACUGAGGGGCUGGUUCAAAUUGUUGGUUCAGUGUUUUGAGUGAUUUUGGAAAUGUUUUGGUUUAUUCACUCUCCACCAAAGUCAUAAAUGAUCAUAAAUGUUUCAAACUGGAAUGUGGCAUUUGUGUUCAAAAUCUUUAUUGGUUGCAUAAUUAGCGAAUAGGUUGAAUGGGCUCUGAUUGAAAAUAAUGACUUAAUUUAGUCUAUAAAUAAAUGUCCUUAUUCUGUGAAUAUAUCCUUAUCUUCCCCAAGAAAUGAACAAUGCUGCUGCAUUUUGGUGGAGCGUGAAUAUCUUUUAAUAAGACACAUUUUCACUCUUUUUGCCCACUCAGCUUUCCUUUGGAUGUCAAACUAGUGUUUCUCACCAGCUGUCUCCUGCAGUGGAGAACAAAAUCAUAACACCACUGUCUUAAAGAUAUUUUUGUCAGAUUUUCUUUUGUCAGAUUUUGACCAAUAAACCAUAAUCAUGGUUUUGGUUUA